AUGGGAAUCAGAUUCAUUCUGAUGGUGAACAAACAAGGGCAUACCCGUUUGGCGCAAUACUGUGAAUAUCUAACCUUAGAAGAACGCCGAGCACUUGAAGGUGAAAUCGUCUGCAAAUGCCUUGCCCGCAAUGAACAACAGGUCACACUUGAUCAGGGGCGGAGCUAUAUAGAGUCCAGUGCAGGCCAAUGCCCGCACUGGACUUUGGGCAUGACACAGGAAGCUCCUGUGUGUCUGCACUGGACCAGGAGGAGGAGAAGAAAAGGGAAGAAAGAAGGGAGAAAAAGUGUGCAUGUUGGACCAAGAAGAGGGAAGAAAGAAGAAGAGAAAGUGUGCCUGCAAGAAACUCCCUGGACCAAGAAGAGAAGAAGAAAAAGUGUCCCUGUAGGAAAUAGACCAAUAAGAGAAGAAGAAGAAUGA
Fraxinus pennsylvanica is the source of this 420-nucleotide messenger RNA. The record is from the annotation of a GenBank genome assembly. Lineage: Eukaryota; Viridiplantae; Streptophyta; Magnoliopsida; Lamiales; Oleaceae.